AUGACGGUUGCAAAUAAGUAUAGUAGCUAUAACAUGAACGGGUUCAACUUUCACACAACAUCAUAUGAUGAGGGUAGACCUAUUCAAAAUAGUGGGGUUGUUGUGGUUGCGGAGUCAACAAUCUUUGACAAGGGCAGCAAUGAUAACAUUAUAAUAGGAAAGGAAACCUAUUUUGGUAUUAUCAGGGAAAUUAUUGAACUAAACUAUCACCAUAAAGGAAAUGUGGUGCUCUUCAAAUGUGAUUGGGUUGACAACCGUGUGCAAGACAAAUGGGUCAAAAUUGAUCAGUUAGGCAUCACAACUGUGAACUUUAAGCAUUUAUUCAAUACAGGUGACAAAUUAUCUGACGAGCCUUUCAUUUUAGCAUCACAAGCAGUUCAAGUGUACUAUGUUCCAGAUCCAGUUGAUACUGAGUGGGCUGCUGUUGUUCACUCUAAACCAAGAGAUGUGUUUGAAUUGGAUAAUUUGGAUAAUGAGCAUACCGAUUUUGAUAAUGGAGUAUUUGUGCCAUUAUUUGAUCUGAAUGCAAAUGUAACUGUUGAUAUUGUUAAUGGUGUUGUCCCCACUACUAGAAGAGAUAUAGAUGGAAAGAUGGCAAGCGGAAGAAGGGAUAAGGAUGCCUCCCUUAACGAGUACGGGGAACAACGACUUGCAACCAUUGCAGAAAACAAAAGGCGAUUGGAAGCUCUUAAUAUCCCUACUUUGAGCAAUAUGAAUCAACAUGGUAGAACUAAAAAAAGAACUAAGAGGAUUCAUAACACUAGUGAUGUAGCAACUGAAGGUCACAAUCUGCGUGCAAGGCCACAAAAGAAUUGUGUUGAAAAUGGAAAUGAACAAAUUAAUGAAGACCUUGGUUGUGAAUCAAUUGGAGAUUUCUUAUGUGAUAAUGAAGAUUCACGCAACAUCGCAGAAAAGAAGAGGAAAGGAAGGGGUAUCACUAGAUUGGAUGAAAUAUUUGCAAGGAAGCCCAGCAUGCCUAAAAUCAAAGUAGAACUCAAUAAAUAUGGUCAGCCUAUUGGGGACAAUUGUAGAAGGUUUUCUAGUGCUCUUGGCUGCCAUGUGAGAAGGAAAUUAUCAGUUGGUUGUUCUGACUGGAGACUUGUGGAUCCUCAAAAGAAGUAUGAGGUGUGGGAAGAUAUGAUGAAAAUUUAUGAUAUCGAUGAUGCUGCCUUCAAUGCAGACCUAAAGGAAAGACAUAAAGGCAGAGUUAAUGAUGAUGAUUGGAAGUUUCUCAUAGAAUAUUGGAGGUCAUCUGAAUCUGAAACUCGUUCAGAAAUAGCAAAAGAAUGUCGUUCAAAGGUGGGAAAUCAUCACACUUCAGGCAACAAGAGCUUUGCUUGUUCUGCGCAUGAACUAGCUAAUAAACUAAGGCGUUCUCCAAGAAGAGAUGAGGUCUAUAUCAAGACACAUACAAGAAAAAAUGGAGUUCCAUCAAGACAUGCAGAACCAAUUAUUAAUAAAUUGAAAGCCAUAGUUGAAGCCCAUCCAGAGUUGAAGCAAAGAACAAUUCAAGAGGGCGAUGCAUUUGCUGCUGCUUGUGGAGAAAAGGAGCCAAGAGGACGUGUUUGUGCUUUGGGUUUAGGACCAACUCCCCAAGAUGUUGGUACCCCAGGGUUGAAGUGUUACACACCCACAAGACUGCAGAUGGAAGGUUUGGCCCAUAAAAAGGCUAAAUGUGAGAAAGUAGCUCUUCAACAACGCAUAACUGAAUUGGAGCAGCAAAUGCAAGAGGAAAGAGUGGCAAGGGAAUUGCAAGAUAUGGAACUCAUUUCACAUAAUGGUUCAAAUUCACGACAGACUGGGGUAAAGUAUUUCAACAACUUAGUUACAUUCUAAUGGAGUUCAGUUCAAUGCUAGUGAAAUAUAUUUGUACCCUAUGCAGAUUUAUUCUUUAUGUAUUCUCUCUCUUGUAUGUUUGUAGAGCCGAAGGUAUGA
Messenger RNA from Zea mays, 1935 nucleotides. RefSeq lists its product as uncharacterized. The record is from RefSeq and is a predicted model, not a curated record. Bases 1 to 1836 code for a protein of 611 amino acids. The transcript has 9 exons. NCBI's taxonomy places the organism in Eukaryota, Viridiplantae, Streptophyta, Magnoliopsida, Poales, Poaceae.